Paramecium sonneborni is the source of this 858-nucleotide messenger RNA. NCBI's taxonomy places the organism in Eukaryota, Ciliophora, Oligohymenophorea, Peniculida, Parameciidae. The record is from the annotation of a GenBank genome assembly.
AUGAUUUUAUAACCAUUUUUCAAAAGCACAACUAACAGUUAUUCAAAUGCAAAUUAUCCCAUUAACUAGGCAACUAAUAAACAUCAAAUGAAUAAACCUUUUAUACGCUAUUUCUGGAAGAUAUUGUAAUUUAAAACUAACUCAUAAACUCAAUAAAUCAUUAAUAUAUUAUUUAUGAAUUAUCCAUUGGAUAUUGUAAUCAGAUUAGCUUUAGGAUGGAUAAAAAUGCGCAAAGCAAGAUUUAGUUGGUCAAUUUUUUUAUAGGAUAACUAUUUUUAAUUGUUGAUGUAUUUCGAGCAAUUUGAUCCUAGAAAAAAAUAAAUAAUUAAAGUUCCUCUAGUAUUCGUUUUUGAUACGUUAAGUAAUUAAAUAAUCUAAAAUUAGUUGAUUUUAAAAGCAGGAGAAUUGAUAAUGGACGAUGGAUUUUUAUUCCAAAAUUCCAAUAAAUUCACUUAUCUUUCUGUAGUGACUAUCUUAAGUACUUAACCUGAUAAAGAAAUUUCAAAAAAAGUUUUUGGCAAAGAAAUAUUUUCAAUUUUAUUGUUAAGUUUAUAUUAAAUAAAAAUGGUAAAUAUCGUUGAAUACCCAAGAAUCUCAGAAAUAUUAGCAGAUACAAGUUCAAUCAUAACUUGGAUUCUUUCAAUAUCAUUUUUAGUAUCAAAAUAUAAUGAGAAUAUUUGUUUAUAAAAAACAUAAAAUGAAGUAAUUUCAAUGUAUUAUCAUGAUUAUAUUGAUUUUAAAAUAUAAAAGAAUUGGUUAGGUAAAAUCAAAAGAAUAAAUUAUAAAGAAAAAGAAUAUGAUCCAAAAAAUCAGAAUAAAUCCUUAAUAAAUUAGAUUAAAUUGUUGUUGAGAAAAUGA